AUGUUGACGAGCCUGGUCUUCUGCGGCGGCCAUUCAUCACCUCGCAAUGGCGUUUGCCUACUCUCAGUGAUCGAGGGAAUCACCAACCGGCAGCCUGGGGAUCACAAGCUCACGACAUCUCGAGAGGCGUUGGCCAGAUCGAGCCACGCUGUUGUGGUCGCAGCAAGCCACCACGCUGGCUCGGCUCCCGUGACCAUUUGUCUCGGACGCCGCGUCGACUGUCCAUCUGCCAGCCAUUUCAGCCUUGCACGGGAGACCUGCGGUGGCACAGCACUUCCACGCUCGAUCGCCGCGCAUGCGCCAUCUCGCGGGAGGCGGUUGGCUGUUGCGCUUCUCGGCCGUCUUCAGGCUGAUCAUGCGGCCGCAGCAUACGGGCCAUUGCCACCAAAAUUUGGCUGGCUUUCGCACUGA
This is a messenger RNA of Purpureocillium takamizusanense, 411 nucleotides long. RefSeq lists its product as uncharacterized. Lineage: Eukaryota; Fungi; Ascomycota; Sordariomycetes; Hypocreales; Ophiocordycipitaceae. Bases 1 to 411 code for a protein of 136 amino acids. The record is from RefSeq and is a predicted model, not a curated record. The transcript has 3 exons.